Molecule: messenger RNA, 4918 nt
Organism: Acromyrmex echinatior (Panamanian leafcutter ant)
Lineage: Eukaryota; Metazoa; Arthropoda; Insecta; Hymenoptera; Formicidae
Product: ribosomal protein S6 kinase alpha-5
Biological process (GO): intracellular signal transduction; protein phosphorylation
Molecular function (GO): magnesium ion binding; protein serine/threonine kinase activity; ATP binding
Source: RefSeq, a predicted model, not a curated record
GUUCCGUCGGUCAGGUUCUUCACAGUUCUUUAGUCCACAACGAUCACGCGGGGAGAGUACGUCGUAUGGAUUCUCGUUUGCGCUUCGUGUAAUUCAUACGAUACAUACGCGUAACGGGCGCGAUAAUCUUGUCGCAGUGUCGUGCGUUUGUUACGGCAACACGGAGGUCGUUACUUUCGCGAGGACACGGGCUGUUGAUCUCGCGCGUUAUCGAAACACGGUCCGUUUCGGGUGAAAGUGUAGCUUUAUAAAAGCGAGACUAACUUCAAGUAGACGAGGUUUACAAAAUCAUCAUCUUCCGUUGCGUGAAUGUUCCGCGCACUCGCGACCUUCGAGCUCGGAAUUAUUAUUCAACAACAAUGUAUCCGUAAUCAUAAGUCGAGUAUCCUCGUCGAGCUGGAAACGCGGCUAGAAACAGCGUUCGAUGAGAACUCGUGGCUGUCGUUUGUGCCUAAAAACUCCGAGGAUACGAUCAUUGGUCGGAGAUGUACUACAUUCCGAUGUCAGGCGCGAUAAAAGUGCGCGUGUGGUGAAUCAACACGUUGCGAUCGCGUACGAUUAGGCUCACAGUUCCCCAAAUGUUCUGGAAACACGCGACUUCCCGUCAGCUAGCGCUCGACCGCGUCGACCGCGACGACGUUCUCUCCUGAAGAAAACGGGGCGAGAUAUUCGCGAAUCUGGUCAAGGCCCCCCCAACAUUCGACAACGAUCGUGCGAACAGUCGACUGUUGAACGUGUCGUCCACGCGCCGCAUGCUGCGUGCGUGGUUCCUAAGUGUGUCAGUAGGAUAACCGACGACGUUUACGUUUAACUGACGCUUCUGCCGGAUCAUCACGGGCUACGACGUUCGCUUCCGUGCGAAUAAUUAAGUACGGUAUCUACGAUGCGACUAUAAGCUGUUGAUGUUUACGUAAAGAUCAUACCGCGAUAUCGAUGUUUGUCGAGAUAAAUUGUAGUUGUUUUUUUUUUUUCAACUGAUUAGUGCACGAGUCCCGAGAGAAGGAUUUGAGCCUAGCCAGAGUGCAACAUGUAAACUGUACUCGUAUAAUGGCUAAUAAUAUAUUUUUGAAUAUGAAAUAAUACGAAACCGACUGCCCGCGAUCGCGCUAGAAUCGAAAGCGCAGGUACAAGUUAAUAAAAAAAAAAAAAAAUUUAUCAAGACCAAAGCCGAUACAAGACAAUAAUUAUCGAAUUAUCUCUUAAGAAUUUUUCCAAAAGAUCGUUAUUACAAUCGCGAUCAGUGAUUAUUCACCGAGAACCAGAAGAAAAUUUUUCAACUGGGGCAACUGCUUGUUGUUACAAUACAAUAAGAAAACGCUUUGGGAUUGUGAAAAGUUCGACUUGCAUAUGUCGAUCGCCGGUCUACCGUCCCCUGUCUCUUUCUUCCUCCUUCUUUUUUAUCUUCAUUCCUACUGACAUUGCUUGCGCCGCGACGACAGUGACGUACGCGGCAUAAACCGUACCCUGAGUUCGCAGUUUCGCGAUGGAGGAAGAUGAGAUUCUGGUGCAGGCGAACGACAGUAUCUCGAUCCCAUCGAAAAAGGAAAGCGGUUAUUUCGAGGAAAACUGUGGUGACUUAAGCGACGUCAUCUUCAGUAAUUACAAUCACUAUGGGGCACUCCUCAGCGUCGAUACCGCUGGUAUUUUGAUCAUUAACGAGACCAGACGAUCGGAUCACUGGGAGGAGAGCAGGCAAGGAUCCUCCUUUUCUUCUGGUCUUGUUGAGGAUAUAAACGAUCUUGACGUUAACGACUCUGACGAGGCUAAAGACAACAUCAUCAUCAUCAAACAUCCUGAAGAAACCAUACGUGAUGUAAUCGAAACAUCCGAGGUAGUUCACAGUUCUGAAGGCUCCAAGGAAUUUGUUUAUACCCACGAGGACUCCUCGGCAGUUCUUUGUAUACCUGAAAAUUACGAGAAAAACAUUGACUCUCAGGUACCGGUUUGCAUUCACAAGAACUCAAAAGCAGUCGUUUACAUUCACAAGAGUCCCGAAGUAAUCGAUUGUACCAAGGAGGAUUCGACAAGUGUUGAGCGUGCUACCAGUCCCUCUACCAUCGUUGAAGAUUGGAAUGAUGCGGAAAUAUCUGUUUGUGACACAGUAAACCUAGCGGACAACGGCAGCCAGAAAGUGGACAUGACACACUUUGACUUGCUGAAAGUCCUUGGCACCGGAGCUUACGGUAAAGUUUUCCUGGUGCGAAAGCGAACGGGUGCUGACUGCGGACGGCUUUAUGCCAUGAAGGUGCUGAAGAAGGCCUCCAUCGUACAGAAGAAGAAGACGACGGAGCAUACCAAGUCCGAGCGGCAAAUCCUGGAGGCUAUCAGGGACAGCCCGUUCCUGAUAACUCUCUAUUACGCGUUUCAAACUGACGACAAACUCUGUUUGAUCUUAGAAUAUGUCGCCGGCGGUGAAAUGUUUACGCACCUAUAUCAACAUGACUGCUUCACGGAGGAUGCAGUACGAUUUUAUAUUGGCGAAAUUAUCCUGGCGCUAGAGCGCCUUCAUGACCUUGGCGUAAUAUAUCGGGAUAUCAAACUUGAAAAUAUACUUUUGGAUAAGGAGGGGCAUCUCGUGUUGACGGAUUUCGGUCUCAGUAAAGAAUUCCUACCGCACGAAAGAAAUGGCAAUGCGCGUACUUACUCGUUUUGCGGAACUAUCGAGUAUAUGGCACCGGAAGUGGUAAAGGCAGGCCCAAACGGCCACGAUAUCGCUGUCGAUUGGUGGAGCGUGGGCGUAUUAACGUUUGAAUUACUGACCGGUGCGUCGCCUUUUACGGUGGAGGGCGAGAAAAAUAAUCAACAAGAAAUUUCGAGGAGGAUAUUGAAGAAUGAUCCGCCACCAAUGCCGAGCCAUCUGAGUGCCAACGUGAGCGAUUUCAUCACCCGCUUGUUAAUCAAAGAUCCACGACAAAGAUUAGGCGGUGGACCGCGCGACGCUAAAGAACUCAAAGAACAUCCCUUCUUUAUGGAUGCGGCACCGGCCUUUACUUGGGAAGGUCUGGAGAAGAAACAGAUCAAGCCACCUUUGAUUCCUAAAAUUUCGCACGAAUUGGAUACCAGCAAUUUUUCAGACGAAUUUACGAAGAUGAAUGUCGUCGUUGACAGUCCAGCGGUCAUUGAUGGUGACUAUGCUGACAAACAUUUUAGGGGUUAUUCCUAUGUAGCACCUUCGAUACUAUUCACCGACAACGUGGUGAGCAGGGAUAUCUUCGGUGGCGAAGCCAGUUCGCAACGGCCUUUGUUGUCCGAUCUGUUGAACACGUGUUUCGAAGAGUCCACGUUCUUCCAGGCGUACGAGUUAGACCAAGCGGGACCAGCUCUAGGAUCCGCCGUGAAGAUCGUCAGCAGGCGAGUGGAUUGCAGUCGGGAGGAGAAUCUGUUGCGUGCGUGUCAGCGUCACGCAAACGUAGUGAAAUUGACAGAAGUCCACCACGAUCGACUUCACACAUACAUCGUGAUGGAAUUGCUCUCGGGCGGGGAAUUGUUACAACGACCGCGCCCAUUCUCGGAGCGGCAGGCCAAGCGAGUGAUGCGGCAAUUGGCAUCCGCAGUGCGAUACAUGCACUCGCGUGGCGUAGUGCAUCGUGAUCUCAAACCAGAGAAUAUCGUAUAUGUGCAUCAAGGCGAAGAUUCGCCUGUAAAGAUAGUCGACUUUGGAUUUGCUCGGAUGAAGAACAGCUGCGAGCCGUUACACACGCCCUGCUUUACGCUCCCGUAUGCUGCCCCGGAGGUUGUGGCCAAUCAAGAAUACGACGAGAGCUGCGACAUGUGGUCCCUGGGGACUAUUCUGUAUUUCAUGUUGUCCGACAAUCCACCUUCCCGUACAGAUACACCUAACGUAGCGAUGCGCAUCAAAGCCGGUGAGAUUAAUUUUGACAGCGAGGCUUGGAGUCAUGUGUCUCCCGGUGCGAAACAAGUGAUGAAAGGUUUGUUGAUGAUCGAUCCCAACAAUAGACUCACCGCAGCUUCUCUGGUGUACCAUUCGUGGUUGACGACGCAUGACGCAACGAUUCUUCCGGUAACAUCAGCUACUGAUACGGUUCACGCGGACAAUGCGGUAGCCGUUAGUUCAACGUCAACGCACGAGCGCGAGGGUUUCCAGCUGCGCGCGGUCGAUGCCGCCAAACUGGCUCAGCGUCGCAAGCACAAACGUUCCAAUUCCAGUUCCUCCACAUCGAGACCGUCUUCUUCUUCCUCCUCGAGUCCGUCGUCGGUUCAGUUGCGUCUACCAAGCGCUACAGCAAGUGCUGCAAACACUUCCACCUCGUCACCAAGCGUCUUCGAUUUUAAUGACGAAGUUGUUAACGAGUACCUGAGUUCCCUAUCUUCUUCUUCCGAUUCGAAUUCCUCAGUAAGACUUUCACUCCUGCAAGAAUUCGAGAGAACCGCGAAAAAGCGGACCAAACGCAAUGCCGACGAAUCGUGUCAACCGAUAAUCCCGACGAAAAAGCAUCGACAUCGACGCGACGUUGACAGCGAAACUAGUGGCAGCAGUAGUAACGGUCCAAUGACACGAUCGCGGAAACGUAAACUCGAACAAAUAAUAAAUUCGGACAGAGAUAUAGGUUCUGACAAUUCCGCGGAGUCGUUCGAGUCGUCCUCGCAAGUUGCGCAUGACGAAGGGAAUGUCCAUAGGAGACAUAAAGCUGGCAAGCGGCCGAAACGCCUUGCCACGAUUAUAGUCGAGUAGAGAGUUUUUCCUACUUAUGCUUGGUCCAGUAACGCUCCAAUGAAUUCACACUUUGUUUCCUAUGCAUUUUACACGGUAUAUCUUUAUAACACCGCUGCCUUCUGCGUUCGUACAGGACGCGAACAUCGCAUCAUUCCUAUCUCAUCAGAGUUUUAGAAUAUCGUAUAUAAAUAUAUAAAUAGUUAUAACAUAAUUAUGCCAUCCCAUCUUCUUAAAAAAAAUCUU